AUUCCCUUCCCUGCGGCUAGCAACUUCCGCUUCUGUGUCAGACCCAAAGCUACACUGCGAGUUCUUUCUCGGGACUUGUCAAAGCGUUUACACUGUCUACGCGAUCCUGCAGACAUUUGCUGGUGUGCUUCUUCUUCCUCCAUAAGCAUCCAUCCUAAGCAUUUUGUGGAAACCAAGCACAAAUACUGUGCUGUUGCUGUUGUGACGAUCCAGUGGGAACCUUGGCCGACCAUUUUCUAUCCAGAAGAACUCUCCGAGGUUGUCAUCAGAGGGACCAUGUGUUAGAGGUUGACCAGUCAACAGUCAGAUUUGUCAGCGUUGACGACAGAAGAUGAGCAAUGAGGAGGAGUUCUUCGACGCCGUUACAGGCCUGGAUUCGGACGAGUCAUAUGAAGGGGUGUCAGAGUCCAGUUACAAAGAUGCACUGGUGUUUGAUAGCAGCAAGAACAAUGGAUCAAAGCCACAAGAGAACGGUGUCAAGAGACACAGGACGUCAUUACCUGCGCCCAUGUUUUCCAGAAGCACUAUUAGUGUCUGGAGUAUCCUUAAAAAAUGCAUCGGAAUGGAACUCUCCAAGAUCACAAUGCCCGUUGUCUUCAACGAGCCCCUCAGCUUCCUGCAGAGAAUCACCGAAUACAUGGAACACACUUACCUCAUCAACAGAGCUUGCUCGCUGUCUGACUCCAUAGAGCGCAUGCAGGCUGUUGCUGCGUUUGCCGUGUCAGCGGUUGCAUCUCAGUGGGAGCGAACUGGAAAACCUUUCAACCCUCUUCUUGGGGAGACUUAUGAACUUACCAGAGAGGAGCAGGGCUUCCGGCUGCUAGCAGAGCAGGUAUCCCAUCAUCCACCAGUGAGUGCCUUCCAUGCUGAGAGCCUGGCAGGCGACUUUGUAUUCCAUGGCUCCAUAUACCCCAAGCUCAAAUUCUGGGGGAAGAGUGUUGAGGCCGAACCCAAAGGGACCAUCACUCUCGAGCUACUUAAGCACAAUGAGGCAUAUACGUGGAGUAACCCUAACUGCUGCGUGCACAACAUCAUUCUAGGCAAACUAUGGAUAGAGCAGUAUGGCUCAGUAGAAAUAGUCAACCACAGCACUGGAGACAAGUGUGUGUUGAAUUUCAAGCCUUGUGGGAUGUUUGGCAAAGAGCUGCACAAAGUGGAGGGAUACAUCCAGGACAAGAGUAAAAAGAAGCUUUGUGUCAUCUAUGGGAAGUGGACGGAGUGCAUGUGGAGUAUUGAUCCUCAGUCCUACGAGGCUCACAAAAAGGCAGAGAAGAAAGGAGACAACAGGAAGCAAAAACGUGAGGAGCCAGUAGGAUCGGAAAACGAUGAUGCUGAUGACAUGCCAGAGGUCCAAGAGACUGUGUUGGUCAUACCAGGGAGCACUUUGCUCUGGAGGAUAGAUCCUAGACCGGCUCACUCAGCUCAGAUGUACAACUUCACCAACUUUGCAUUGUCCCUCAACGAGCUGGAGCCAGGCAUGGAGGCCAUUUUAGCCCCAUCAGACUGUCGCUUCAGACCUGACAUUCGAGCCAUGGAGAAUGGCAAAAUGGAAGAAGCAAGCCAGGAGAAGGAGAGACUAGAAGAGAAACAACGAGCAGCCAGAAAACAGAGAGCCAAGAAUGAGGAAGAGUGGUCUACAAGGUGGUUCCAAUUGGGUACCAACCCGAACACUGGCGCCCAGGACUGGAACUACUCGGGUAGUUACUUCAGUAGAAACUACCAAGACCUGCCUGAUAUCUACUGAUGAGACUAGUAGCCUUCACCCUGUUCCCUUUCCACCUCUUCCACACGCCUUGUCAUAAGCAGGAGGGACGCGUUUAAAAAUGUAACCCUUCACCAUUGCACACAUCCAGCGCAGAUAGGAAAGACGUACACAGAGGCCUCUCUUGAACAGUUGACUCAUCUUGACUUGCUCGCUUCUUCCCCAUAAAGGAUUGUACAUCAACUUGAAUUGCGAUACCUGUAACUGUUUGCCAGCGCUAAUUGUUUCUUCCAUAUGUCACUAUUAAAUGGCCCAUGAUGGAAUAUGUGUCAUAUCAAUGCAAAAUUGUGUGUACAUGGGCUUGAACAAUAGAAUGAGGAGUAUCAAGUGUUGGUACGAUAUGGUUACCUUGCUGUCAAGAAAACACACACGUUUAAGAUGUUGAAAAUUCGUCAAAAAAAAAAAUUGAGAUUAUUUUGGUGUAGACACUUAAAGAUAAGAGAAAAACCUCAAUUGGUAAUGUGACACCUUGUUAAUAUCUUCUACAUUUUGCAACAGACCAUCAGCACAUUGAAUCCUUAUUUUACAUUCCAAGUGAAAAUGUUGUAAAAAUGUAAAAAUAAUACAAUGAUGAUAAUAUAAAAUAAAAAAAGCUCAGCUCUUGUGCUGACUGUGGUCGUAAUAGUAAAGACAUUUCAAACAGCUAAAGCAAGAACAUCUCUGGACAAUGGUUUUUGUGACUAUUGCAUACUGUAAAACGCAAACAUAAAUUUUGUUGAAUGGUGGCCAAACUCCAUGUCAUUUCCCCCCCCCCCCCUCUUCCAUAGCCUGCCUGUAUUUAUUUUAGAGCACUUAACCACAUGCACUCGUUAGACUUAUUUGUACAUGUAGUUUCUGUGUCUGUUACAUCUGCCUUUUUUUUGUGGGGCAAAGCCCAAUUCUGCUAUGUGAUGUGUAAUCAAAACACUAAAGUUGGCUCCAGUGUUGAUAUGCACAAAAUUUGUAUUUAACACAAAAUGGUACAAGGCCUCUUUCAUUAACGCACAUAGCAACAUUUGGACCGUCAAGUAAUUUUUUUUGGUUUUGUUUGCUUUUGCUAUUUCUCCCAACAUUUCCUCUUUUGAAUUUUAUCCCCCCCUUCUCUUGGACUAUCUAUGUGAUUGUUGUAGUUUGUGUACUCGUGUUACACAGAGGUAAUCACAUGCAAAAUGAAUGACACAUUAUUUUGUGCAAUUGAUUUAUUUUUAUAGUAUUUAAAGCAUUUUCUUUGGUGUGGACAUACCACCAGAUGUUUUAUUUUUUGGUGGGGGACCACAUAGGCAUACUGUGGACAGCUUGAUAGAGUCAUGGACAAGAGAAUGUCUACUAAUAAAAUCCUUAAUUUCAA
Messenger RNA from Syngnathus typhle (broad-nosed pipefish), 3089 nucleotides. RefSeq names its product oxysterol-binding protein-related protein 2-like. The coding region runs from base 332 to 1744 and encodes 470 amino acids. The record is from RefSeq and is a predicted model, not a curated record. The transcript is spliced from 14 exons. NCBI's taxonomy places the organism in Eukaryota, Metazoa, Chordata, Actinopteri, Syngnathiformes, Syngnathidae. Gene Ontology annotation, cellular component: cytosol; intracellular membrane-bounded organelle; membrane. Gene Ontology annotation, molecular function: cholesterol binding.